Molecule: messenger RNA, 1571 nt
Organism: Saccostrea cuccullata (small rock oyster)
Lineage: Eukaryota; Metazoa; Mollusca; Bivalvia; Ostreida; Ostreidae
Product: synaptogenesis protein syg-2-like
Exons: 6
Coding region: 387-1571 (394 amino acids)
Source: RefSeq, a predicted model, not a curated record
GAUAAGAUUGUUCACAAAUCACGGUCCUUUAAUUCUUUUGUUUUGUUGCUUCUUCUUCAAGUUUCUUCGUUGCCUUUCGUCUGUUGCAAAACUGUAACUUAUGGAAAGGAAGGGGGACGAUACGAUUGAUAUGUCCUUUUUCACUAUCAGACAAAAAUGGACGAACGAGCUGGAGAGGACCACCUUUAAGUUAUCUCUACUUUAUAAAUGAGUGGAAAAAUCCAAACCUAGCUAGAGGAGAACGUUUGUCGGUGUUAAAAAACAACGAUACAGGGGGAUACGACCUAAAGAUAACAGGACUCACCAGAGAGGAUGAUGUGGGACAUUACUUGUCUGAUGUUAACUCUAUCCCUCCACAACAAAGCAAAAUUCAACUAAAAUUGUAUAUGCCUCCCUCCAGCAUAGACAUUGAUUCCUACAAUGAAGAUGGUAUCUUAAGAAUCAAUGGUACAGAAGGCUCCCCUUUAAAUCUGUCAUGUCAGUCACCAGGUGCGGAUCCUGCCGCCAAUGUAUCUUGGUAUAAAGACUCGGCAUUAUUUUCUACUGGUUUUAAUACGACUAUGUACAGCUUUAUUCCUACAAGAGACCAUGAUCUACAGAACUACACAUGCACUGCAUACAAUCCAGCGUUAUCAAAGCCAAUGAGAAGAAAUGUUCAAAUAUUCCUUACCUCUAAACCCGGAAUCCCGGAGAUUUCUAAGAUUCCAAUUACAAAGGAGAAUGAUGAGAUGAUGGUCACGUGUUCAUCUUCCGGGGGUCGUCCUCCUGCAUCACUCUGGUGGAUAUUCCGGGGAACAUACUUAAAUUCCACAUACGUUACCUCUUUGAUCAACUCUUCUACUCAAACUUAUACUGUGAAUUCAAUGUUAGAUAUUAUUGUCAACAAAGAGGACAACGAAAAGAACAUUAUAUGCAUGGCAAAUAACUCUGUUGUGCCGACUGGACUUCAGUCAUCUCAGAGACUAACGGCGUUAUAUGUGCCUAGAAUUCUGGUUUUUAGACUUCAUGGCGGACCAGAAGUCAACGAAUCAGCUUCCUUUUCAGUGUUUUGCUCAGUCGAUAGCGCUAGUUUCACAAACAUGUCUAUCCGGAAUCAGAAAACCAAUGAAAUAUUCAGCACCAGUUCAUUUACAAAGACAUUGAACUUCACGGAAAAAUCAGCUAGAUGUUUUCAUACAGCUCCGUACAUAUGUACAGCAGAAAACCGAAUGGGGUCUACUGCAUCUGUUCCAUUACGGAUAUAUGUUAACUGUGGACCAAGAUCCAUGGAUGGAUUAACCUUUCUACAGAUUGCUGCUCCCUUAAAUGACAAGCUAGAAAUAUCAGCAAAUUAUCUCUCGUAUCCUACACCAUCUUUUCAGUGGAGCUUCCGCCAAACAACUACAUCACCGGAAGUUUCGUUGUCCGGUGAUUUUCAAAGAACGAGCAUCAGUAUAAAUAUUUCUUCAUUUUCUGUACAUUUGAAGAAGACAUCCCUAGAAGAAGAAGAUUUUGGUUAUUACAGUUUGAGGGUAUUUAAUGAUUAUGGAUCAUUUAUGACAACUUUUUACAUUACUCCUGAAGGUAAAUAA